Messenger RNA from Prunus mume (Japanese apricot), 1585 nucleotides. NCBI's taxonomy places the organism in Eukaryota, Viridiplantae, Streptophyta, Magnoliopsida, Rosales, Rosaceae. The record is from RefSeq and is a predicted model, not a curated record.
UCAACUGCGUUUUACUUAGUCUUCACAUUCAAUCUUUUAAAACCAUUCUCUUCCUCUUUUUUCUUCUCUCUCUGUCUUAUCUCUCUCAGCUCAAACAGAGUGCUAGUGUGAAAAUGGGCAGAGCAACAAGGUGGUUCAAGGGGUUGUUUGGAAUUAAGACCAAAGACAAAGAGCACAAAGCAAAUUCAAGUUCCAGUGACUUCAAAGACACGAAGGGGUCAAGCUUUGGGAGAGAAGAUGCAACCCUACUGUGUCACAACCCAGCCACUAUACCUCCCAACAUAUCACCAUCUGAGGCAGCUUGGCUGAGAUCAUACUACAAUGAAACAGAGGAGGAGCAGAACAAGCACGCAAUUGCUGUGGCAGCUGCGACGGCCGCCGCUGCUGAUGCCGCAGUUGCUGCAGCUAACGCAGCCGUGGAGGUUGUCCGCCUCACCAGUCAUGGCAGAGGCACCAUGUUUGGUGGUGGAAGAGAAAGAUGGGCCGCUGUGAAAGUUCAAACUGUUUUUAGAGGCUAUUUGGCCAGAAGAGCACUGAGAGCUCUGAAAGGACUGGUGAAGUUGCAGGCGCUAGUUAGAGGGUAUUUAGUGAGGAAGCAGGCCACGGCAACUCUGCACAGUAUGCAAGCUCUCAUUAGAGCACAAGCCACAGUUCGUUCUCAUAAAACUCGGGGGCUCAUCAACACCACCCCCAACAACAUUGAAGCCAAUAGCAGAUUUGAAAUCCGUGCACGAAAAUCCAGGGAGAGAUUUGAUGACACUGGGAGUGAGCACACAGCUCCAAGCCACAGCAGAAGGCUCUCUGCUUCUAAUUUGGACGCCAAUAUUGAUGAAAGUCCCAAGAUUGUGGAGGUUGAUACAGGCAGGCCUAAAUCUAGGUCACGCAGAACAAACACUUGUGUAUCUGAAUUCAGUGACGACCCAACUUACCAACAAGCACUGUCUUCUCCAAUCCCAUGUCGAGGACCUGCCCGGCUAUCGAUCCCCGAUAGCCGGAAUUUCCCAGAAUCCGACUGGGGACUAGCUGGAGAUGAAUGCAGAUUCAUUUCCACAGCACAAAGCACACCGCGGUUUGUGAAUUCAUGUGGGGCUAGUAAUUUGCCUGGCACACCUUCAAAGAGUGUUUGUGCUGACAAUUUUUUCAGAGGGUAUGCUCCAAAUUACAUGGCGAGCACUCAGUCUUUCAAGGCCAAGUUGAGGUCUCAUAGUGCUCCUAAGCAGAGGCCAGAGACAGGACCAAAGAGGAGACUUUCACUUCAUGAAAUGUUGGAGUCAAGAAGUAGUCUAAGUGGGGUGAGGAUGCAGAGGUCUUGUUCACAAGCUCAGGAUGCCAUUAAUUUCAAGAAUGCUAUAAUGAGCAAGCUUGAUAGGUCCUCUGGAAUCUGGUAACUCAGAUUCAGAGGGGAACUAAGCUAGUUGCAAUAAUCAAGUUCAAGCGAAAAAAACCUUGUUGGUUAAAGAAAGAAUAGGGGGAAGGGAAUAUACUAGAUAGAUGUGUUUGUAGAUUAUAAUUUACUGUUUAUUAUAGUGAGAUGUAAUCUCAUUUUAAUGUUGGCUUCUGAUAAAUUAUGAUGGGGUUAUUAUGU